This is a messenger RNA of Morus notabilis, 1349 nucleotides long. Its product is annotated as ATP-dependent Clp protease proteolytic subunit 5, chloroplastic. Gene Ontology annotation, cellular component: endopeptidase Clp complex. The coding region runs from base 170 to 1111 and encodes 313 amino acids. Gene Ontology annotation, biological process: protein quality control for misfolded or incompletely synthesized proteins. The transcript is spliced from 9 exons. The record is from RefSeq and is a predicted model, not a curated record. NCBI's taxonomy places the organism in Eukaryota, Viridiplantae, Streptophyta, Magnoliopsida, Rosales, Moraceae. Gene Ontology annotation, molecular function: serine-type endopeptidase activity; ATP-dependent peptidase activity; ATPase binding.
GCUGCUUUCGACAGUCACUCUCUUCUAUACUGCUCUUUCUUGCUUCACCUUCCUUCCUUCCUCUUCUAUUAUAUAUUUUUCCGCCGGCGUACGCUCCAGCGGAUAAGGGAAACACUCCGACCACAUUCGACGGCUCCGAAGUGAAAAUACUCGCAAUUUCAGUGGAGAAAUGGCUCACACUUUCGUCUCCACUUCGCCUUCUUCUCUCCGAUUCAACUCCCUUGCCUUCUUCGCUCCUAACCCUAGCUCCAACUCCGACCCUCUCAAGCUCUCUCUUCCUUUCCAACCCUUGCGUUCCAGGAAGUUGAAGAAGCUAGUUGGAAAUGUAAAAAACGCUCAGAAUUCAUCUAUCAAGGCCGUUUACUCCAGUGAGUUUUGGGUGCCAGAAAAGAGCUCACGUCAGGGAAUUUGGUCCAUAAGGGAUGAUCUGCAAGUCCCAACGUCACCCUACUUCCCUACAUAUGCACAGGGACAGGGGCCGCCGCCGAUGGUGCAAGAGCGCUUCCAGAGUGUCAUUAGUCAGCUUUUUCAGCAUAGAAUAAUUCGCUGUGGUGGUGCUGUUGAUGAUGACAUGGCAAACAUAAUAGUUGCUCAACUUCUUUAUCUCGAUGCUGUUGAUCCUAAUAAGGAUAUUGUUAUGUACGUAAACUCCCCUGGUGGAUCGGUUACAGCUGGAAUGGCCAUAUUUGACACAAUGAGGCAUAUCCGACCUGAUGUCUCCACUGUAUGCGUUGGACUAGCAGCUAGUAUGGGGGCUUUCCUUCUUAGCGCUGGUACCAAAGGAAAAAGAUACAGUCUGCCAAAUUCAAGGAUUAUGAUCCAUCAGCCACUCGGUGGAGCUCAAGGUGGACAGACUGAUAUAGAUAUUCAGGCAAAUGAAAUGCUGCAUCAUAAAGCAAACUUAAAUGGGUACCUCUCCUAUCACACUGGUCAAAGUCUGGAGAAGAUUAACCAGGACACUGAUCGUGAUUUCUUCAUGAGUGCGAAGGAAGCCAAAGACUACGGACUCAUAGAUGGUGUGAUAAUGAAUCCACUCAAGGCUCUUCAACCUUUGGCAGUUGCAGAGGGCAGUGAAGAUAAAUCUGCGGCGCAAACUUCAGCAGAGAGUUGAGGUGAUGGGGUCUAUGAACUUUCUUCUUGUCUUGACAAAAAGCACAUGAAUGAGUACGUUGUAGAGUCCGAUGAAAAGAUGAUUAUAGUUUGUUUACCCAGUUCUUUUAAAUGCUGAAUAAUUUUAGUAUUUGUCUGAUAAAAACAAUAGGAAAACCAUUAGUUUUGCGAUGGCACCUCUGAAUCAAUGAUUUAGAAAUAGAAUAUUUGCAAUUUUCUUUUAUAGACUUUUUUUCUCA